Molecule: messenger RNA, 369 nt
Organism: Alternaria incomplexa
Lineage: Eukaryota; Fungi; Ascomycota; Dothideomycetes; Pleosporales; Pleosporaceae
Exons: 1
Coding region: 1-369 (122 amino acids)
Source: RefSeq, a predicted model, not a curated record
AUGCCCUGCCCAGACAUGUCUGGGCAGUAUCUUUUGUCUUUGCAAGGGGACGCGCAUAUAAGCAAACGACUCAAGGCCAAGUACGAGGAUGACCUCAAGGCCACAAUACAAGAGCUCUCUGAGCUCAAUCAAGAGACAAUGCAUAGCUUCGAUAUGGAGAAGGGGGACAAGGAGAUCAUCUGCACGAAUAAGAUUAACGACCUUACUGCUAAGAUCGCUCAGCUGGAUGAGCAGCUGGCGAGCCUUGAUGAGCAGAUUCAGCGUUGGAAAGAAGAAAAUCCACCUAGUCGGCAGUUGUCGCAGAGCGAGAUGGAUGAACAGUAUAAACACAUAGUGAAGAAUCCCGCUUUUUUGGAGAGGAUCAUGUAG